CAUGUCCCUGCUGGCUCAAAAUACAGAAUCUAAUUAUUGCUGUUAAUCACCAGGCGCUCGAGCUGACUCACUGUCGAGCCAUACUGUCCAUAUGGCCACACACACACACACACACACACAUGUACACACACAUGUACACGGCACUGGCCCUCCCCGUACAGUACACUCACUCAUGCACACAUGCGCACACUUACUCAUACAAGUGCUCUCGAAAGAGCACAGUCUCACUUCGUCUUUCCACAGGAUGUUAUGAAAUCAGUCCUGUUGCUGAAACUUGGUGAAGGUCGAUGGGAGUCCUCUCUCUCACCCACACACACACACCACACACACCACACACCACACACACACACACAUACAUCCACACUCCAUCGGGCACUUUUAGACAGGCACACACUCAUCCUCAUGCAGCGAGCUGAAUCUGAGCGCAGUCCCAGUCCUCCUGUACCGAAGUGAGGACCCUGCUGGUGAGCGGACUAUCGCCUGAAGCCAGGAGGCCGCGCGGGCGUUGAUUCGAUUUUACAGCCCAGUCGCUCCGUCCGAAGCUCGGGUCCGUCAGCCGAAGCAGGCGAAGAGGGGAGAAGAGGAGGAGGAUUAGUGAUGGCCGUGACCGACAUCACAGAGGAUGACCUGGAUGAGCUGAUGCGUGAAGAAGCGGAGGAUGUGUUCUUGGAAGACGGAGUGUCAUCCCGAGUGCCGGAGAUCAUGGCGGCUGGCACCCACUCCCCCGGGGGGCCCAACGGCAUCAUCCGGAGUCAGUCCUUCGCAGGCUUCAGCACCUUACAGGAGCGACGCUCACGGUGUAACUCUUUCAUGGGGAACUCUGCGGUGCAGAAGAAGCCUCAGUCCAAGCCCAAGAAGCCCCACCUGUCAGGCCACAAGGGCGGCAGCAGCUCCAGAGAGCCGCAGCCCAAAAGACUGGAGGAGGUUUACAACGCUCUCAAACAAGGACUGGACGAGUAUCUGGAGGUUCAUCAGACCGAGCUGGACAAACUGAUGUCUCUGAUGAAGGACAUGAAGAGGAACUCUCGCCUGGGAGUGCUGUAUGAUCUUGACAAGCAAAUCAAAACCAUCGAGAGGUACAUGAGACGUCUGGAGUUCCACAUGAGCAAGGUGGACGAGCUGUACGAGGCUUUCUGCAUCCAGAGCCGGCUGAGAGACGGAGCCAGCCGGAUGAAGCAGGCCUUCUCCUCCUCUCCCUCCACCAAAGGCACCAAAGAGAGCAUCGCAGAGGUCAACCGCCGCUACAAGGAGUACACGGAGAACAUGAGCACAUUUGAGAGCGAGCUGGAGAACCUCCUCGGAGAGUUUCAUAUCAAAAUGAAAGGUUUGGCAGGUUUUGCUAGACUCUGUCCUGGAGAUCAAUACGAAAUCUUCAUGCGGUACGGGCGCCAGCGGUGGAAGCUGAAGGGGAGGAUUGAAGUGAAUUCCAGACAGAGCUGGGACGGCGAUGAGAUGGUCUUCAUGCCCCUCAUCACCGACCUCAUCAACAUCAAGGUGACCGAGCUGAAGGGUUUGGCCACUCACAUGCUCGUGGGCAGCGUCAUCUGUGAGACCAAGGAGCUGUUCACUGCCAUGCCUCAGGUGGUGGCCGUGGACGUCAACGACCUGGGAACCAUCAAACUCAACCUGGAGGUCACCUGGUAUCCCUUCGACGUGGAGGACCUGACUCUGUCAUCGGGAAACGUGAGCAAAGCCACAGCUCUCCAGAGGAGAGUGUCGGUCUACAGCCAGGGCACACCGGACACCCCCACCUUCCAGGACACCUCCUUCUUUUCCACUCUGCCAGACGACGUCUUCGAGAACGGCGGCUGUGGCGUGGCCGAGUGCAAGCGUCUGUCCUUCACCUUCUCCGACACGUCUGGCUCGACGCCCAGCCCCAGCCCGGCGCCCAGCUCCCACUCCCCGGGCCAGUCCAACCCCGAGAUCACCGUCACUCCUCCAGAGACGGAGCUUCUGCACUCGCAGCUGCUCCCAACCAGAGAGGACUUCAUCGCAGAGGAGCAUCUGGAGGAGGAAGAGGAGGAGGAGUAUGAGGAGGAUGGGGAGACGGCCAGCAGGGGCAGUCGGGGCAGCAGGACCAGCGCCAGCCUCGCCAGCGACGAAGCCGAAGCGGCGGAGGACUCGGAGUGGGAACGCACGGAGUCCCAACGUAACUCCAGCUCCAACUGCGGCUCGGCCGCUCCGUCCUUGUGCUCCGACGGACACCUGUCCACCGUGGCGCCCGAGGACGUCUUCCUGGAUCAGGCCGACGAGCUGAAACCCGUGGAGCUGGACACGGAGGAGGCGGGCAGCCUGACCAGGCAGCUGGUCAAGAGGCUGACGUCCUCAGAAAUCGUGCCGCCCGGCGGGAGCUCCGCCGAGGGCGGGGGGAGCCUGGGCUGGGCCGGGGAGGGCAGCAGGGCCUUCCUGGAGAGCAGCCUGGAGGAGGCCAUCCACAGCCUGCUGAUGAGGCUGGAGUCGCUGACGCACCGCUGCAGGGAGCUGCAGGACCUGGAGCAGGAGGUCAUGCGUCUGGAGGAUCUGCUCAAGUGUCGUCUGCCAGGCCACAGGAGCCGGUCGUCCAGCCUCAGCCUGACCGUGGAGAGCGCCCUGGAGAGCUUCGACUUCCUCAACACGUCUGACUUCGAUGACGAGGACACCGGGGACGAUCACAUCCCUCAGAGGUCUCCGCUUUUUGAAGCUGAUGGGGAGAGGAUUGGGGUCCAGCACCCAGAGGCAAGAGGACACCUCAGCGAAGCCCUGACAGAGGACACUGGGGUGGGCAACAGCGUGGCGGGAAGCCCCCUCCCGCUGACCACUGGAAAUGAGAACCUGGACGUGGCCAUCGUCAUCCACCUGCAGUACUGCGAACACCUCAUACAGUCGUUGACGAGCGGCGUCGGCGUGUGGCAGCGGCGCAGUGUGCUCCUCAAACUGUCCGGGCAGACGCAGCUGUUAGAGGAGCUGGCAGAGCUCAGCGUGGACAGACUGGGAGCGAUCACGUCCGCAGCGGACGUCCUCCCGAGCCUGGCAGAGCGCCCCCAGCUGAUGACCCUGUGGUCGGAGUGCAGCGGGUCUGCAGGUCUUUUCCACACCACCCUGGACCGAGUGCUCAAACACAUGAACCAGCGCUACACCGCCGUGCUGCAGGACAGACACCCCCACAGCGCUGACACAGUGAUCGGUGUGGUCGUGGGUGAGAUGGUGGACAGAAGCGACGUGAUGUCCGCCCCCGCUGCGGCGCUCUCUCAGGACGUCCUGACCGUGUUUCAGUUCCACAGCUACAUCCUGCAGCACCAAGUUCAGGACAUGGAGACGCACCUGCUGCACCUGGCCAGAGAAGAGGUGUUUGCGGAGGUCCUGUGCAGCGGAGAUUCUUCCAGGUGUCUGACGGAGCUGGAGGAGGUCCCUGCGUCCAGUCUGUGGCCCAGAAACAGCAGCCUGAGAGCGCUGGCCUCGCUGCUCACUUCAGAAAACCCUCAGCUCAACAAGGCAGCGGCAGACUACCUCUCCUCUGGAGCGACAAACUGCAACUUCAGGUCAAGGGCAGUGGAGUGCUACACUCAGGCGCUGUCGGAGGCCGGAGGUCAGAGCCAGAGAGCAGCGUGUGCAGCGCUCAGCUGUCUGCAGGCGGUUGAGAGCAUCAGGGCGGUGAUCGCACUGUGUGAUUCAGCCGAUGAGGAGCUGCGGCACGUCGCCAUUGAAACCCUGCUCACAUUUGGGGAGGAGGGGCGGCUGGCGUACGAGCAGCUGGACACGGUGCCGGGGGAAAUGAUCCGGCUCGGCACGCGGAGGGGAAACGCCGUCACCACUGCCUUCUGAGCCUCUGGAAACACGCCGGACUGGUCCGACCUGUGCCGACAGCGCCACCUCCCUGACCUCCGCUCGCCCUGCACGCCCCGCCGGGCUGCCUGUGGCCGAUCCGGUUCGAUUCCCGGGAGGAGGAGACUUUCGGCAACACACCGAUUGAUUCCUUUCCUUACUGUUACUGCCUCUAACAACUAACACCAAACAAACUGUCUUAAACCACAGGGACACAUUACCGACACCCCUCCUCCAUGUGAACGCCCCUUAACCCCCCGCCCUGCUUACUGAGCCAGCCGGACCAGUCAUUGUUAAUUUAAACUGGAGAACAUGAAUCUGAUUGGAGACAAAGCUGCUGCUUUCACAGACUGUGGAAAUCGAGCUGAGCACAUCUGCAACACUUAACCGUUCGAGGAUUGUCUUCAUUCCUGCCGAGUCAUGCAAUAUGCUUCAAUCUGUGUAAUCACUGUAACUCGUUUUAAUUUGGUGGUUUUUGCAUUGGAAAUGCUCUCCGGCGCUUUCUGAAGAUUUGCACUGUGGUAACGCAUGUAAAUACGGCAUAUUUUACACAACCGGUGUAACAUAUGUAGUUGUAUUCAAAGUGUAAUUUAAUAUUUUGCUGUCUUGGUACGUUCCAUUUGAGUUUCAGGGAUUCUUGUACGGUUGAAAGAUGCACAGAAGAAGAGAGAACGGCCGCAGGUUAGAAAGCCGUUCGCAGGCUGGAGAGGUGAAACAGGUCAGCACAGCGCCCCAGGUUCACUCAUGCACUCACUUUUCUCAUUCUCACAGUUUAACAAGUGCAAUUCUCUCUGUACAUAAGUGACUCUUUUGCACCCGGCCGACAUAAAGAAGCCUGUUUCUCGCCGCUGACCAUUUGAGCCUUGAUGUAGUCGAGCAGACGGAUUCUAACAGAUACUCUUUUGUAAAAAUGUAUUUUUCCUACAACAUCAGGAGCCUUGACGGGGGCAAUAAAUCUGAGUGGGAAUGCACUGCCUCCAUAUCUGUACAGAGAUGGGCUGAGGAUAAAUCCAGUCUCACUUUUGGCUCAUUUCUUGAGGAUGUGAGCUGUCGGGUACUCCCUGGCUCUGUGGGGAAAAACACCCGAUCAGAGACCGGGGAGCUUUUCUCACCUGUACCUGUACUACUGAGACAAAAAUCACAUAUUUUCACACCUUUUAUUUAUUAUUUACUGCUUGUAAUUCUAAUCUUCUUUUGGAGUUAUACGGUAGUAGCACAGACAACAUGUUAUGUAAAUUAAUUGUAUAUUUAUGUUCAUUUAUCUGCUCUAUUUGAAAUAUUGUCUAUGGUUUGAAAAAGGCCUCCGUGUUUUUACAAUGCAACUGAUGACGUGCUUAAUUUUAAUUGGAGAUUAUUUUGAGAGAAUUAUAUUAGAUUAACCUUUAUUUUGAACAAAGAUUUGCUAUGAGUUAUGUAGAUUUCUUCUUUUUCUUUCCCCCUAAAAAGUCCCUUAAAUAACGGGACAUUUAUAUCAUAGAGAUGUUACUUUAUUACCUAGAAGAUUUAGUGUAACCAAAGGA
Salarias fasciatus (jewelled blenny) is the source of this 5321-nucleotide messenger RNA. It is a transcript of the gene ripor2, whose product is annotated as RHO family interacting cell polarization regulator 2. Lineage: Eukaryota; Metazoa; Chordata; Actinopteri; Blenniiformes; Blenniidae. The record is from RefSeq and is a predicted model, not a curated record. Bases 598 to 3801 code for a protein of 1067 amino acids. The transcript has 22 exons.